GAAAUCCCCUAAAGAUUGAGUUCACGAGUGGCUGGGUUACGGCGGUACGCUGUGCUUCAUCACGGAAAAACGUCAAGAUGAGAGCAUUUUCGUGAUAACUCUCGGAAAAUAAGUGUGCAGUGCAAGUUUCCGGACGGGGAACAUCGAUAACAUCGUGCAACAACGCAACUGAUGUCCCGCGACAAGCAUUCACGCUGAUGUGAACUGAAACCAGACGAAUUCCGUGAUACCUCUCUUGUUGAUAUCGCCUGGUAGUCCGGAGAAAGCAAACGAAAGGAAACCACAACAUUAGGGGACCUGCUGCAGGCACAUUUGAGACCUGCGGUGGUUGGUGAAUGGUGUUGCAGAUAGAUUCGGUGUGGGGCUGGGCGUCACCCCCGCUGCGCCUCCAGCUAGCCGGGGGGACCAGGGGUGCCUCGGGGAGAGGGGCCGUGGGAGCCCCAUCCUCGCAGAGGAUGGGUGAAAUAGUCGUAGAACGCGCUCCCUCUCCAGCACGCCUCAGUCAUACCUCUGAGAAGCAUCCUCGCUCGACGUUAACCGAGCUCAAUGUUCUUCGCCGUCAUCGGGAACUCUGCGACGUUGUUCUCAAUGUUGGCUCUAGAAAGAUAUUUGCGCAUCGUGUCAUUCUUUCGGCAUGUAGCCCAUACUUCAGGGCGAUGUUUACUGGGGAGUUGGCGGAAUCUAGACAAACUGAAGUAACGAUACGUGAUAUAGACGAAAUGGCUAUGGAAUUACUCAUAGACUUCUGUUACACUUCUCACAUUAUCGUCGAAGAAGCAAAUGUUCAAACUCUCCUUCCAGCAGCGUGCCUUCUUCAAUUAGCAGAAAUUCAAGAUAUAUGCUGUGAAUUUCUCAAACGCCAAUUAGACCCAUCAAAUUGCUUGGGUAUCCGAGCUUUUGCGGAUACCCACUCAUGCCGCGAACUUCUGCGUAUUGCCGAUAAGUUCACCCAACAUAAUUUCCAAGAGGUAAUGGAGAGCGAGGAAUUUCUGUUGUUACCUGUCGGCCAGUUAGUAGACAUUAUUUCGUCGGAUGAAUUAAAUGUGCGUACGGAGGAGCAAGUUUUCAGCGCCGUGAUGAAUUGGGUGAAAUACAACGUCUCGGAGAGGCGGCAGCAUCUCUCUCAAGUGCUACAGCACGUGCGACUGCCGUUACUUAGCCCGAAAUUUCUAGUCGGCACCGUCGGAUCCGAUCUGUUGGUUCGCUCCGAUGACGCCUGCAGAGAUUUGGUGGACGAAGAAAAUUAUCUACUUCUGCCGCAAGAAAGACCGUUGAUGCAGGGACCUAGAACGAGACCCAGAAAACCUACGAGACGGGGGGAGGUGCUGUUCGCGGUUGGCGGAUGGUGUUCGGGCGACGCUAUCGCCAGCGUCGAAAGAUUCGAUCCCAAUACUGCCGAUUGGAAGAUGGUUGCACCGAUGAGCAAACGAAGGUGCGGAGUGGGUGUAGCGGUGUUGAACGACCUGUUGUACGCGGUUGGCGGACACGACGGGCAAAGCUACUUGAACAGCAUCGAGCGGUACGAUCCGCAAACGAAUCAGUGGUCCUGCGACGUCGCUCCUACCACUUCCUGCAGAACUAGUGUAGGCGUCGCGGUUUUGGAUGGAUUUCUGUACGCAGUUGGUGGCCAGGACGGAGUGCAAUGCCUUAAUCAUGUGGAAAGAUAUGAUCCCAAAGAGAACAAAUGGUCUAAAGUGUCGCCGAUGACCACCAGAAGAUUGGGAGUGGCGGUUGCUGUGCUUGGAGGUUAUUUAUAUGCCAUCGGCGGGUCUGAUGGGCAAUCACCCCUCAACACGGUAGAAAGAUAUGAUCCGAGGCAAAACAAGUGGUCCCAAGUGUCCCCGAUGUCUACGAGACGUAAACAUCUAGGCUGUGCUGUAUUUAAUAAUCUAAUUUAUGCUGUGGGAGGACGUGAUGAUUGUAUGGAGCUCUCCAGUGCGGAACGUUACAAUCCCCAUACAAAUUCCUGGAGCCCGAUAGUAGCGAUGACAUCUAGGAGAAGUGGAGUGGGCUUAGCGGUAGUGAACGGUCAAUUGUACGCGGUGGGCGGAUUCGACGGUACUGCGUAUUUGAAAACGAUCGAGGUCUACGAUCCGGAGCAGAAUCAAUGGAAAUUAUGCGGUUGUAUGAAUUAUAGGAGGCUUGGCGGUGGCGUGGGUGUGAUGCGGGCUCCACAAACUGAGAACUACAUUUGGUAGCUCAGGCCCCCCUCUUCAGCCCAAGUGGCUGAAACUCCACUAACUCCUCUCACACCAAUAACGCCAGUUACUCCUGUAACUCCCCCGGCCCCCGUAUCGGUUCCUGUUGUUAUAACUAAUACUAGAAAACGCUACCGUCGAUCGAUGAGCAUUAUAUAAGUAACUAUGCAUUUUGUAAAAGACUUUGCCUUUCUAAAUUUUUGAGAGAGCAUCCUCCGUAUAUCGAUCUUUGGUGUUUAUUUUAUUAUCAACUUUUAAAAUAUUUUUUCGCUCGAUCAAACAUGUAAUUUGCGCAUAUGGAAAAAAAAAGAUGCGCAUAUUCUGUCGAUUUACUGCCGUUAUUUUACAUUUUUACUCCACAAAACAUCAUGUCGAAAUAUUACUUUAUAAGAUUUUUUAUCAAUAUUAUUUGUAUUGUAUGUGAAACAAAUUCCAAUUGCUUUAGAUUUAAGUGUUCGUAGAAUUAUAAAUGCUUUGUGUUCUCUAUUGUGCACAAAACUUUAUGUUUUUUUUUUUAUGUGAAAAGAAAGGCAAAAUCUCUUCCCUAAUAUUCACCAAAAUAUAUAUGUUUCGAAAGAACGUUCGCAGCUUCCAUUCUUCAGUAAAUAAUCGAAAUAAGUUAAAAUUUUUCCAAUUAUAAUCAUGAUUUAAUUAUCGAGGGUCGCUUCUGUACCCAAUAAUGCAAAAAAUAUAACAUAAAACAUGA
This is a messenger RNA of Linepithema humile (Argentine ant), 2904 nucleotides long. RefSeq names its product Kelch-like protein diablo (gene dbo). NCBI's taxonomy places the organism in Eukaryota, Metazoa, Arthropoda, Insecta, Hymenoptera, Formicidae. The record is from RefSeq and is a predicted model, not a curated record. Gene Ontology annotation, molecular function: protein binding.